CCUGCUCCAGUCACCGCGCCGGCAGCAGCGUGUAGCGUACCUGCUUCCGAUACCACACUGCCAACGGCGGGCAGCGUGACACAACAGGCUGUUGCAGAUACACCGGACGUGCGAGAUGGUGCAGCUGACGAGUCCUGCGAGCUCUGGUCAGCGAGAAAGACACGAUUUCUCAUUGCGGGAUAUAAGGAAAGAAAGCCGCUUCUGGGGAAGAAGGGUGGCUUCCGGACCAAAAAGGCGCUCUGGGAGGCCCUUGCUGAAGCUGUGAGCAAGGAAUUUUCCUGCAGCAUUACUGCAGUGCAGGCCGAGAACAAAUGGAAGAGCCUGGAGAGAGCCUACAAAAAAACAAAAGCAAAAAACAACUCAUCUGGUCACUCUAGAGUUUCAUGUUGCCAUGAAGAGGAGCUAAGCGAGGUGCUGGAACGUGAACACCACAUUUCGCCAACGUUUCUUUUAGCCCCAGGGAGGGUAAUGGGAAAUGAAAGUUCAAGCACACCUACACCUUCCGACACAGAGGUGACGCCCACCCACGAGGCAGAAUCAAUGCAAGCGGAGGCCAACGAGAACAAGGACCUCUCAAUUGAGCCUCAGGAUACCACACGGCAAAAGAAGCGCCGCAGGGACACCUCGCUCGACAGCGUUCUCAAAGUCCUUCAGGACGCUAAGAAUGAAAGAGCCGAGCGGUUUGAGAGAAAGAUGUCUCUCCUUGAGCGCCUUGUUCAAGCUGUCGAAAGAAAACCCGCUCAGGCUGAAUAAAUUCCUAAAAACUUUGAAUGUUGUCUUGAUGUCACAAGCUGUUCAAAUGGUCACUGUAUUAUUAACUAUGAUUGUAUCGGUCUAUACAGUAAAAGCUCGUUAAUUCAAACUCGAGGAGGACU
Messenger RNA from Rhipicephalus sanguineus (brown dog tick), 875 nucleotides. RefSeq lists its product as uncharacterized. The transcript has 4 exons. The record is from RefSeq and is a predicted model, not a curated record. NCBI's taxonomy places the organism in Eukaryota, Metazoa, Arthropoda, Arachnida, Ixodida, Ixodidae. The annotation marks the transcript as partial.